Clarias gariepinus (North African catfish) is the source of this 3353-nucleotide messenger RNA. RefSeq names its product transforming growth factor, alpha (gene tgfa). Lineage: Eukaryota; Metazoa; Chordata; Actinopteri; Siluriformes; Clariidae. The record is from RefSeq and is a predicted model, not a curated record. Bases 341 to 898 code for a protein of 185 amino acids. Gene Ontology annotation, biological process: epidermal growth factor receptor signaling pathway; positive regulation of cell population proliferation; positive regulation of mitotic nuclear division. The transcript has 6 exons.
CACAGGCGCGCGCGUUAAUCAAGUGUGUGGAGGAUGCGCCCUGUGUCACGGGUUAAAACGCUUACAAUCGUGUUUAGCGUUGGUAUGAAAGCUUCUGCUGCGUGUCAAGGGUUUGGUAGAGAUCGUCUUAAGUUCAUGUUUAAAUAAAUCGAAGCGUGACUUAUUCGAAGGACGCCAAACAUCUCCCUUUAACAACUCCUGGUAUGGAAUCGAGUUUAAAAUCCUCUGGACAAGCGAACAUUCGGGCCUUCACCGGUGGACAAACGUCGUACUUCUACUGCAAAUCUACUUUGACGUAAGACGCCACGGAUCCAAGUGAACGCCUUUAAGCCUUGUAAAGAUGUAUCGCGCCUUUUGGGAUAAAAUAUUUCUCCUUAGUGGGUAUUUAUAUACAUACAGCCUAGUGCAGGAAAAUGCUACUUCAGCAACAACCACCAUGGCGAUAAAUCCCACCACAAACACCACGAUCGAUGCCACCAACACAACAGCAGUGUCAACUACUACUGUUAAAAGAAAUUUUUUAGCAGCAGCAGUCCACUCUCACUUUGCAGAUUGUCCUGACUCCCACAACCAUUUCUGUUUCCAUGGCACAUGCCGCUUUCUCAUCCUGGAGGAGACCCCAGCAUGUGUGUGCCACCCAGGCUUCAUAGGUAUGCGUUGUGAGCAUGCAGACCUGCUUGCAGUGGUGGCGACCAACCAAAGACAGCAGACGUUGUCCACCAUAUUGAUGCUGGGAAUAUUGGGCGGUGUCCUGCUUGUACUGCUUGGCACCAUAAUAAACUGUUGGUGGAGGCGGGGCAGAUGUAGACAAGGACCUCCGCUUUCCUGUUUUUCCAAAAAAAACAGUGGUAUCAUAAAGGAUGGGAUGUCCUGCACUCAUGCAGAGAUGGUGGUUUGAAACAGGUACACUGUAGUGCUCUUGGUGUGGCAGUUGUUCUCCAUUUUGCCACCUAAAGCCCCAUGGACUAUCACUGGAUUGACAGUCAGGAUACUUCAAACCAAACCAGACGUGGAUUUCAGAAUGUAUACACAGUGGAAGUAAACCAUUAUUAUUUGUGAAAUACAAAUCUAAAAUGAUGGAAGGUUUACUUCCCAUUUGUGGUAAUUUCCCAACACAGAUAUUGAUCUCUUGGACUCUAGACUUUUACAGUAUUGUGUUGGAACAUAUUACAGGCCUGAAGAUCCAGUCAGAUAUCUUUUGUGAAGAACCUGGAGUGAAUGAGUAACGGACUAGCGCUUAAGGCCUGCUCAUCUGGAUGUGAAAAGUAAGAAUGAGAUUCAGAACUUUUGAUGUUCCUAGGUUUCUUGGACAGUCUUAAGACACUAAGAAAUAUGUUCAUCUAGACAUGAGAGGUAGACGCCAUAAUAAGAGGAUAAUAAGAGAAAUGGUUUCAUUUUUCAAAUCACAAAACGCUUGGAAAAAACAAGAUGUUCUCGGCGUGUGACACCACAAGAUACAGUACUUGUCAAAAGGUCAGAUGCAUUCAUUUGUAGAAAGAUUUUUCGAUCCUUUUUUUUGACUUAAAAAGGAUCGAAAAACAAAUCCAAACUAAAGUAGAACAUAAAAUUCUGCAGGAAUCAACAUGUUACCAAAUGUAAAAGUAUAUUAUUAUAAUAAUUAACAAGCUUAAUGAGAAAUCUGUGAAGAUUUGAGAGAUUACUUUCUAAGCGUUCCCAGGCACAUUGAAUAUUUACUGGCUGUAAUUUAUACAUUUUAAGUGAAAACUAUUUAUUUUUGCAACAGUUUAGCAAAAGAUAUCUAAAGAUUAUCAAAAAGAGUUAACUAUGUACAAUUGUUUGGUGUGUGGUGUCAUGUAGUUUUAAGUAUUUUUUACGUGUUUAGGAGGGUCACACACAUUUUUUUUGUAACAAUGAAAGAAUAAUCUUGGAUAUCUAUAUUAAAUUAAGCAAAUGCACAAAAAAAUUUACAGUAUAGUUCAAGUAUUAAUGUAUUCAAUUAUUAAAUUUAAGAAUUACCAGUCAGUUGCAGGCUUCUGAGGAAAACACUUGGGUCUUGGAUUCCUCUGGGUAUUUUACACUUACAUUCUGUGAUUAUUGCACUUGAGAUAUUAUUAUACAAAGAUGUAACGACAUAAGUCUACAUGCUCGCCUCACACACCCAUGAGUUGAGCUUUCUCCUGCUUCAGUUCUUGAAGGUGGAGAGGUCCCUGUAACAAGGUUUUUGACACUGUAUAACUUCUAAAAUCAGAAUCAAAACAUGUAUGGUUUUGGCAAAAAAUUUCAUUAAUGAUUGAACAUUCGGGUGUGCACAGGUGUGUUUUUACAUUCACUUUACACUGUUGCACUGCAGUCAUGUGAUGGACAAACACUUUGAUAAGUCUGCACUCUGAUGGUAAUAGUAAAAUAAGCACCAGAUCUUUUCUGAAAAACAACAUCUGAAAUGUGCUAUACAAGCCCUGUGCUUAUGUUUACAUUCAAGAGUGUGUGUAAAUAUAAUUGCGAUAAAUCCACUAAAUUCACAAAGCACUAUGCACAUGUUCGUGUCUAUGUACAGUCCACACACAUGCUCACACUCAACUCUGUAUACAUAUAUAGACAGCCGUGAUGGCUUUGUUUCUAAUUGAAAGCUUGUUACUGUUUAUUGCAUACAUAUAUUUUCAGAAAAUUUUAGACUCUGAGUUUUAGAAAGUUUUAAACCUUGUUUAACAUUUGUUUAUGUGGUCUUAUUGAUCCUCAAGCCUUUUUUCAUUGCUUAUAUGGAAAUGUAUGGUAACUAGGAGCAUCCAUAUAUAGGUAAUACUGUGUGGAGUUUUAUUCAGUCAUCAGCUUUUGCCGAACCUUAAAACUGUCCACUUGAAUAGCUCCAGACAAUCUGUUUAUGCUCAAGAUUUACAUCAUUUUAAAUCAACUGCACUAGAUUUGCAUUAGUGUUAUGGUAAUACUAGUUCACAGUUUUAGGGAAAAAUUAAGACUCCAUUUAGAAGACUGGGGGAGAUUGUGUUGCUUGCAUUGAGCACUUUAUAGAAAGAAUCUCGCAAAAAAACAACAACUGCGAUUGCACUGGUAAAUCCCUUGACCUGACUUGAUUUAUUAACUGGGGUUUAAAAAAAACUAAUUUAAAGCAGUAAGUAAAAUAAAUAAAUGUAUAUUUAAUCACAUGCAAAUACUGGAUUGGAUGUGGGUAUAUAAUGAAAAUGUGGUUGUAAGCGAAUGUAUCCUUAUUGUACUGGUAUGAUGUAUCUCAUCUUGCCCGUUCCGUGACCGAAACCUUUUUGAUCACAUAAAUCUAUGUAUGUAUUAUUUUGUCACAUUUAUUUUUGGUAUUUCUGAUAUUUAAAAAAAUAACCCAAAUUAAUAAAACUGUACUCUCAAUGUUGCAUUUAUAUCAUUUA